Molecule: messenger RNA, 855 nt
Organism: Choloepus didactylus (southern two-toed sloth)
Lineage: Eukaryota; Metazoa; Chordata; Mammalia; Pilosa; Megalonychidae
Gene: COMMD2
Product: COMM domain containing 2
Exons: 5
Coding region: 71-670 (199 amino acids)
Source: RefSeq, a predicted model, not a curated record
CUGGACGGGACCCCCGGAAGUGGCGAGGGCGGAGUUAGCUCUGCCGAGUGCUAUCAGCCGCUUAGCAAAGAUGCUGCUGGACCUGUCGGAAGAGCAUAAGGAGCACCUAGCCUUCCUGCCGCGAGUGGACAGCGCUGUGGUCGCCGAGUUUGGGCGGAUUGCAGUGGAGUUCCUGAGGCGAGGCUCGAACCCUAAGAUCUACGAAGGCGCCGCCAGAAAACUCAGUGUGAGUACUGACACCGUCCAACAUGGUGUGGAAGGAUUAACAUACCUCCUCACUGAGAGCUCAAAGCUCAUGAUUUCUGAAUUGGAUUUCCAAGACUCUAUUUUUGUUCUGGGAUUCUCUGAAGAAUUGAACAGAUUGUUGCUUCAGCUUUAUCUGGACAACAGAAAGGAGAUCCGAACUAUUCUGAGUGAAUUGGCACCAGACCUUCCCAGUUACCACAACCUUGAAUGGAGACUAGAUGUACAACUUGCAAGCAGAAGUCUCAGACAACAGAUUAAACCAGCAGUGACUAUAAAGCUACAUCUUAAUCAGAAUGGAGAUCCCAGCACCAAAGUUCUGCAGACAGACCCAGCUACUCUGCUCCAUUUGGUUCAGCAACUGGAACAAGCAUUGGAGGAGAUGAAAACAAACCACUGUAGGAGAGUUCUACGCAACAUCAAGUAGUACCAGUUUUAAGGUUUUAAUCCCUUGAAUCAUUUGUGAACUGAUGAUAAGCAGCAAUUACUUUUCAGAAUUAUUAUUUUUUUAAAAUCAGUGGUGGUAAGUACCUUUGGUCGGAUGAUGUUUCAUUUCCUUUACCAAGAUAUUGAGGUCAUGAUGAAAAGCUAAAAUAAAGUUCCUUACCUGGU